Messenger RNA from Entamoeba nuttalli P19, 630 nucleotides. RefSeq lists its product as hypothetical. The transcript has a single exon. The record is from RefSeq and is a predicted model, not a curated record. Lineage: Eukaryota; Evosea; Mastigamoebida; Endamoebidae. Bases 1 to 630 code for a protein of 209 amino acids.
AUGUUUCCAAAUAUAGAUUUAGGGAAAUUACCACCAAAAAGUGAUGAUAUUGAUGAAAUGUUAGAAAUUGAACAUGAAAUGAUAGUUAAUGCACUCACAUAUUUUCCAAAUUCUUUUAAUUUUAAUAUUGAACCUAAUUCAGAAAAACACACAAUAACAAUUAAAGGGUCAUAUUGGGACGUUGGAUGUAAAAUUGGUUUAACCGUUUGUGGAUGGAAAAAUGGUUUUUACAAAGACUGCUUGUUUUCUCCUGACGAAUCAAAUUUCGAAAAGACAUUUUCUUAUAUUGAAGAUGGAUAUUACGAUGCAUUAAUAAUUAAAGACGAUCUCAUUAAAAGAAAAGAAGCUGUUUAUAUUGGAAAACCAAUUAAAUUUAAAGUAACUCAAUGUUUAAUUGAUGCAGUUGACAUAGAACUUGAACGAGCAAAAGAAACUAGUUGUAUUGUUAUUUAUCAAGACUCAACAAUUAUUAAAACAAAAAGAGUUCUUGUUGGAACAACAAAACUUAGAAUAAAAUUAAAUAAAAAACAUAACACUAAACAUAUUUAUGUCUUUAAAUAUUACCAAAAUUGCUUUACUCGUAUUGAUAAAGAUGUCCCAUAUAAUGCAUUAGAAAUAAUAACUCUCUAA